GAGAGAGAGAGAGAGAGAGUCAGAGUGGUCUGUGUAUUUUCAGCCACACGCUGACAGCUGUGCAGCUACCCCACGUACGUGCUCAUAUUCUGGGAGACAGAGGGAGAGAAAGAGGCUGACAUCCUGCUUAUUUUUGGGGCUUUUUUUUCGUUGGGCUUUUAUUAUUUUUUUGGCAUCUUUUGCUCUGCAGGCGUGUGCGUGACUUAUCUGCUCCCGGAUUUCUCUUCAACUUUUUAUUGUUGUUGCGUUUUUUUUUCUUUCUUUUUUAUAAUACUGUUUUCACUGUACCGCAUUCCUCCGUCCUGUCUUUGGAAUGAACUGUUUUCCAGCCUGCGUCGUUUCCAUGUCAGCAUGGGAACUGCCGUAUCCAAAAAGAGGAAUUUAAGGAACGAUGCGAUAUCUUCUGUGGCAGCAAAAGUUAGAGCAGCACGAGCAUUUGGAGAGUACCUGUCCCACACACACCCUGAAAACCUAAACGGAUCAGCUCAUCUUCUGUGUGAAACCUUGGUGGAUCCUGACCCUGAGUUGCCAAGUGACACAAUUGGCCCCAACAACAACAACCACCUGCACCCCUGCUCCAACACCACCAAAGGUUGUGAGGACAACCCAGAAUCUAACGUGGUAAAACCCCCGCUGGGAUUAGUGCAGCCACCUCCCCCUUGCAUCACCAUCUCUACCAAGCCAUCGCGGCUGUCCCUUGAGCGCAGUUUCUCAGCAGAGGAAGACCAGCAGAAGUGUGUAGAGUGCACCCUACAGCCUGCCCGUGUGUACACCAUCACCACCCAGCGCGGUAUGCUGAUGAGCAGUGGCCGGGGCAGCAAGGAGAGCUUAGAACUGGACGUCCUGAAGGAGAAGUCGGGGAGUCGCGGGGUGGGAUCCAGAGGUGGCUUGAUCCAGCCCUCCACCUCCCCUUCCUCCACCUCAUCGUCUCCAACCCAGUACCACCAUGCCAGCAGCGGCCGUGGCACCAGUGACCAUCACAGUAACCAUCGCCACGGUCACCACCAUGGUGCCUCUGGCACCAAUGCACCCUCCAGCAGUGGAGGAAGUAGCGGGUUAAGUGGAAGCAGCAGUAGCAACCAACAGCAGCAGCAGCAGUCUUUAAGUGUCGCUGGAUCCCACUCCCACCAUGGAUCACACCACGGCCACCACCAUCACCUGUCUCAACCUCCACUGCAAACCUCCGUCAGUGCCCACAAUAUCCGCAGCUGGGGCGAGGGUGGAAAAGGGGAGGCAGAGUGCAGCGGGCUGGCCUGUGACUCAUGCAGCACUGCCCCCUCGCGGAGUCAGGGCUCCCUGGACCUGGAGAGCGCGUCUCGAGAGGCAGGCAAGCAGCACCGACGCCUAGAGCGGAUGUGGAGUGUGGAUCGGAUGACUGGGCUGGAGAGAGAGGACACUAACUGGUUCCCCAAGGAAAAUAUGUUCAGCUUUCAAACUGCCACAACAACCAUGCAGGCCAUCUCGGCUUUCCGGGGAUUUGGGCAGAGAAAAAGGAGAGAGAGGGAGCAGAAUUCUGCAGAAGUCAUCCAGAGGAACUUCCGGAAGCAUCUUCGGAUGGUGGGCAGCAGAAGGAUUAAAGCACAGACAUUCGCUGAGCGUAGAUCGAAGAGUUUCAGCCGUUCCUGGAGUGACCCCACCCCUGUCAAGACUGACUCUCCUCAUGAGCCCAGAGACAGCGGAGACCUGCAGGCCUCCUGUGGUACCCUUGAUGAAGGAGGCGUUGAUGAUAACUUAGACUGGGAGGAGGAGAGAGAGAUGGAGAGGCUGGCCUGUGAAGGAGACGACUUUGUACCUCCUAAAAUCAUGCUGAUCUCUUCUAAGGUCCCCAAGGCCGAGUACGUUCCCACUAUAAUCCGCAGGGAUGAUCCCUCUAUCAUCCCCAUACUCUAUGACCAUGAACAUGCAACUUUUGAUGAUAUUUUAGAGGAAAUAGAGAAGAAGCUCACAGCCUACAGGAGAGGAAGCAAGUUCUGGAGGAUGCUCAUAUUUUGUCAGGGAGGCCCCGGUCAUCUGUAUUUACUGAAGAAUAAAGUGGCAACCUUUGCUAAGGUGGAAAAAGAGGAAGACAUGAGCCAAUUCUGGAGGAGGCUUAGUCGCUUCAUGAGUAAAAUCAACCCAGAACCCAACCUCAUCCACAUAAUGGGAUGCUAUGUCCUGGGAAACCCGAAUGGAGAGAAGCUGUUCCAGAAACUGAAGAAUCUGAUGAGGCCUUAUUCUGUCGAGUUUGAGUCGCCGCUGGAGCUGUCGGCGCAGGGCAAAGAGAUGAUUGAGUUGUACUUCGACUUCCGCCUCUAUCGACUUUGGAAGACACGCCAGCACUCCAAACUCUUGGACUAUGAGGAUUUUUUGUGAUGAAGAAACCUGGAUAACAGGUGCAGCGGAGCCCCCCCCCCAGUGCCACGACAAGGAACCUGAUAAAAACUGAUCCAAUGACUGAACUUUGUUCAACUAGUGCUCGACCCGUCAACCCAAUAUAAACAGUCAUACCUGCUUUCAUCCUGGAGAGGAGGCAGAGGGAUGGCGGGACAAGGACUUAGUGAAAUAUGGUGUGCCUCUGCUCCUCCUCAUUCUCAGAGUAAGGACCAAGACUAACAAAAAAGGGCAGUAAAAAUACACGUAAGAGAAAAAAAAAUGAAGAAAAAGCAGAGACAACUGGACUGUCCACGUCUUAGUCAGCAACUGUCUUUGCCUCUUGAGUUGGAAAGGAAAAAGGAGAAUCGAAAAUUCACGUGUAAAACACCAUUUUAGUCACACCUCUGUUGUAAGGACAAACUUUUUGAAGCUGAUGUGCUUCGGAAAAAGAAAAAAAAAAUUGGUGAUUCAUCCUGUCAUAAUGUGGUUCUGUGUUUUGACUGGACCUCUCAAAUUAUCUCAGAUCCCGGAGACAUACAUAUACAUAAAUAACUCAUAUGUCGAUGUGUGUAUAUAUAUCACAUGAAUAUAUUAGCAUAGCUUUAGUCAUGCAAAUAAUACUCCAUAUGAGAAUAAUGAUGCAUCAUUUAUUUUUGAUGUGCAUUGUUGUGCAGUUUCAUAUGGAAAUACUUUGGAAUAACUCAGGUUUUAGCCAUGAAGUAAUUCUGUUUGUCUGUUCUAUCAAGAUAUUGUAAUCGUCAUCGCUUGGAAUGAAUGUAUUAUCUCUAGAAAUGUAUCUUUCGAUUUGACGAAUUGAGCUUCGUGUUUUGGUAAAAAAAGAAAAAGAAAAAAGAAAAUCCAAAACAAAUUAUAACAUGCUGAUUUUGUGCGUGGGUGUGCGCGUGUGGGUGUGAUUGCCAUGUUUAAAAAAAAAAAAAAAGAAAAGAAAGAAAACAUGCAGUUGUGCAUGUUGUGUGUAUUUUUCUCUUUCUGCUUCUCUGCUAAAGGUGGGGUCAGCGAUUCUGGAGAAAUCCCAUGCCAUGAUAGACAUGAACAACGACGCAGCAAGUUAUGUAAUUAACGUUAGAUUUGUAGUGGGUUAGUGGUCGCUACAGGUAGCCAUGCAGAGAGGACGAGGUGGAUUACCAGUGAGAGCAUCAUCUCGAGUCGGCGAUACAUCUCUCUUGCUGCUAUAGCUCACAGCUCAACAACGGGAUAUCUUGGCAAACUAACAAGUGUCUGUGGGCAAGUCAUUUAAUGUUACCUGACACAUAAAUCUUGGCUUGAAUGGCUGGAAUAGUGUUGCGUGACUCGGCCAGAGCUAUUUUGUCUGUACACAUGACUGGCUCCAUAAAUGGAAAACACAUUUGUACACACACAGAAGAGACAGCUAGUGGACCGCAUGGAGAUAUUUGGUGCAUUUGACAAAAAGACAUGCAUUGGAUUAGAAUCGCAUACCCCACCUUUAAAGCAGUUAAUUGUUUAUCACCUUGAUGCCCAUGUUUUUCCCUCUUUCUGUCACGUACAGUACACACAAAGACAUUUUAGUAUAUUUCAUGAUGUCAAGAGGGAUGUAAUAGCCAUCCAAGAGCUCCUACCCCUAUAGUGAAGGAGUUGCCCUAAUGAUCCCUCCUGCUCCUUCAGGCCACGUAGUCAGCCCCUGUCAACAGCAGCAGCUGCUCUCACCGACACCCCGAAACCAAACACUCUUAAUGGCAGCCAAACGAGCUUCCGUCACCUCUCACUUCAUUGGGCAGUGAUCCAGUCUGAGGACCAGAGUUCUCUGAAUUAAACAGAUCUGCCAGGAGUUUAAGCUGUUAACAACCGUCUGCUGCCCCCUGCCAGGUGUCGGCUGGUUUAAAGGCUAGAAAGAUGCGUUGAGUGUGUGUUUGUGACCUGAUCUGUCUCAAAGAGAUUAUGGAUGGUUAAAUUUGGAAAGCAGCGGCCGAGCCUACUGCUGGACAGCCAUAUGAAACACACACAAAACAAAAACACAAAGGGCUGGGAUGGAAAGAAAUAAAGGACCGGUGUGUAAGAUUUAAGUGGAUCUAUAGGAAAGAAUAUUCAAGAGUAUGUUUUUAUGAGUAUCUAAUCACCUGAAAAUAGGCCUUCGUAUCUACAGAGAGUGCAGGGCCACUAUGUUGAAUCGCCAUGUUUCUACAGUAGCCCAGAUUCGACAAACCAAACGCUGCCUCUACAGAGGGCCAUUCACAUUUCAUAGUUUCUGUAUUUUCUGCUUCAUGCUUGGAGAGGAUAAUGCGAGCAGUAUUCAUUCAGUUGCAAUAUGCAACUUCACCACUAGAUGCCACUAAAUCCGACACACUCGACCUUUAAGAAAUCGAUAAAUCAGGACAAAAUUGAAAAGGGGCGCUCCACAGAUUUUACAAAUGAAGGUCAGUUUACUCAUCGUGAAGAGUAGUCUUCAGCCUGCGAAACACAGUCGUAUGAUGUCGUCGGUGGUCAGAGAUUUGGAGAAAGUAACCCUGGUGGCAUUAUCAGGGUUAUCUGAGCUUCAGCUUGAGACUUAAUACUUAUAACAGAAAGCCAGAAUUACAAACUGCGGUGUGGAGUUUGUAAGGUCUGGUAGUUUACCAGACAGGGAAGUAUUACAGGAAAGUUUCAGGGUUUUUCGGAUAGAAUAAAAGACAGGAUAUCUUAGCAUCUGCUGCUUCGGUUUCAGCCAUUAUUUAUUCCAACUUUAUGGCAAUGCAAUACUAAAAUCACUUAAUAUUCUAUUAACAAUAAAUAUAUUUUUAUUUUGCAUUUAGCAAAACUAUUAUCAGACUUGCCUUAUGUAACAACAUCCAAUCUUCAACUAAACUCAACUGUCAAAGUGCUGCUACCCCAGUUUUUAUGUUGUCCGUACUUUUCAGCUCUUCGAAAAGAAAAUACAUUCAAAGAAGCAUCGCUAAGUCACGCCACGACUCACUGCUCAGCCAAUCACAGCCCCUGAAUGUCAGCAAAACAUUACUGUACAGCAGGGGUGCCCAGACUUUAUCUCCCUGGAGGGCCAAAACUGAAACUUAAUGGUUGGCUACGGGCCAAAUGCAAACCUCUACCAUAUUGAUUAGAUGCUAAAUGGUUCCAGCAAGUUGAUUGACUUCCUGCGCAAAGUGCCCGUCGUGCUCAGAUUAUGAAAAACAAUUCAUAAUUAGGGAUCCUACAUAUUUAAAGAACAUUUGAACCUCACGGUGGGCCAACUCUGGCUGCAGCCCUGCAGUAGAACAACAAGUGUGAUUUUAAAAACCAGGUUUUCAGUGCUCAUAAAGGUGAUGGAAGCAUGCAAGGGUCAAUUUUAGUGAUUCAGUAGAUUUCAGUGGUCUCAUCCCUGCAUAACACACACACACACAUACACA
Molecule: messenger RNA, 5708 nt
Organism: Larimichthys crocea (large yellow croaker)
Lineage: Eukaryota; Metazoa; Chordata; Actinopteri; Sciaenidae
Gene: nsmfa
Product: NMDA receptor synaptonuclear signaling and neuronal migration factor a
Exons: 16
Coding region: 352-2352 (666 amino acids)
Biological process (GO): regulation of neuronal synaptic plasticity; regulation of neuron migration
Source: RefSeq, a predicted model, not a curated record